This is a messenger RNA of Gilbertella persicaria, 3147 nucleotides long. RefSeq lists its product as uncharacterized. Gene Ontology annotation, biological process: proteolysis. NCBI's taxonomy places the organism in Eukaryota, Fungi, Mucoromycota, Mucoromycetes, Mucorales, Choanephoraceae. Gene Ontology annotation, molecular function: protein binding; serine-type endopeptidase activity. The coding region runs from base 91 to 3138 and encodes 1015 amino acids. The transcript is spliced from 5 exons. The record is from RefSeq and is a predicted model, not a curated record.
GCUAAUACAUUUUUCAUGCUCAUCAUGAUUAAAUCAUUCCUUGUAUAUAAAGCAGCAUUUUUUUUGUCUAUUUCUCCUUCUUAACAAAACAUGACAAGACAAAUUGAACCAAUGAUUGCUGAAAAAGAUCCUUUAUCCUUACAUUCAAGUCCUUUUCAACCGGACAUCAUGAAACAGCAUUUUAAAUCACCACCUCAACUCAAAAACAAUUCACCCCCUUUCUCUCCUAAAAACCAAUACCAACCCAACACCCGCAGCUGGGAAAACACCAUUGAAAAAUGUAUCAAGAGUAUUGUGUCUAUCAGCGGAUGCCGCACGCGAGGCAUUGAUACAGAAAUCCCUGGAUCUUUUACAGCAACAGGAUUUGUCGUGGAUCCUGAAAAGGGCCUUAUUUUAUCCAAUCGUCAUGUAGUAUCCAUGUCACCUAUUAAGGCGUAUGCUGUACUUUGCAAUUAUGAAGAGAUUGAAUUAGAACCUAUUUAUCGAGACCCUAUCCAUGAUUUUGGAUUCUUUCGUUAUGAUCCUACUAAAAUCAGAUUUUUGGAUAUGCCUGGUAUUCCACUUUAUCCUCAAGGAGCCAAAGUAGGACAAGAUAUUCGUGUGGUUGGUAAUGAUGCAGGUGAAAAACUUAGUAUUUUAUCAGGCACUUUAGCGAGACUGGAUAGAGAAGCACCUAAUUAUGGUCUGGGUGAAUACAAUGAUUUCAACACAUUUUAUUUCCAAGCAGCAUCCAGUACCAGUUCAGGAUCCAGUGGCAGUCCUGUCUUGGAUUUACAGGGUCGUGCUAUUGCUCUGAACGCAGGUGGUGCCAGUACGUCCUCAUCUAGCUAUUAUCUCCCUUUGGAUAGAGCACAACGAGCCCUCCGUUUGCUUCAACAAGAUCUACCUAUACCUCGAGGCACACUUCAAGCCACAUUUCAAUACCAGUCGUAUGAUGCAUUAUUGCAACUGGGCCUAAGCCGUCAUCUAGAGAAACGGUUAAGAGCACAACAGUCGAAUGAGGGUCUAUUGGUCGUCAAAUCCGUGCUGCCUGAUGGCCCUGCCUUUGGUCAUUUAGAACCCGGUGAUAUCGUCUUAACCUGUCAAGGAAAAGUCUUGAAUCGCUUGUUUGUGGAUCUUGAAAACUGUUUAGAUACCGCUGUAGAAAAAAACGAGCCAGUUAGUUUCGUCGUGUCGCGAGCAGGCGAUAUUCGAGAAGUCAACAUGACAGUACAAGAUUUGCAUUCAGUCACACCUUUUCGAUUCCUAGAGUUUGCAGGUGGUAUUUUGAAUGAUCUGUCGUAUCAAAUGGCAAGAUCGUAUGGUUUAUCAUUGAAGGAUGCAGGUGUUUAUGUCGGCAUGUCUGGGUUUAUUCUCAGUACAGCCAGAGCCAUGCGUGGUUCCGUAAUUGUGGGGAUCAAUAAUCAGCCUGUGCGAUCCUUGGAUGAAUUCGUUCAGGUCGUGUCCCAUAUCGAACAAGGGAAGAGAGUACCUAUUCGGUAUUACUCAUUACAAAAACCUAUGAAAGUCAAGGUAAUGAUUGCUCAUAUUGAUUGGCGAUGGCACAAGUUUCGAAUAGCUACACGAAAUGAUAAAACGGGUGCUUGGGACUAUCAAGUACUAGAAACGCCUUUACAGACAAUGCCUUCUAUCCAACAAGAGACGGUCCUCACUUGUACUGAAGAAGACAGAGUGGCUCAGUCAGCGCAAGACCUUUGCAAAAGUAUUGUCUCUGUGGAUUGCUUACCACCCUUUAUGGUCGAUGGUUCCAAGAAUGCUCAUUCGUAUGGCGCUGGUGUCAUUGUCUCUAUGAAUCCUCCCCUGAUUGUCUGUGAUCGUGAUACAGUGCCCAUGAGUAUCAAUGUGAUUUCUGUCACUUUUGAUAAUUCAAUCACUAUUUCUGCUGAUCUCUUGUUCUUACAUCCUUAUUAUAAUUUCGCCUUACUUAAUUUUGAUCCUGCCCCUGUCAUCAAUGCUGGUAUUGAUAUCAAAGUGGCUCAAUUAGUCGAUCAAGACUUUAAGUUAGAAGAUACAGUCACUUAUGUUGGUUUAUCAGGCCGAAAUGAAGUUCAAACCAAGAAAACAACGAUUAAUAACCUCAGUGCUGUUCGUACUUCAGAAACAACACCUGCUCGAUGGAGAGCCAUGAAUGUAGAAGCCUAUAAAGUAAGUGACGGCAGUCUAUCCAGUCAAGGCGGUUUAUUUGCAGACGAUCAAGCACAAGUCAGAGCCAUCUGGAUGAAUUUUUCAAUUGAAAACGAACGACGUGAACUCUCUAGUAUCUUUGGUGGUAUCAGUGCACGCUUGAUCUUGCCUGUUCUCCAGAAAAUCAAAGCAGGCCAAUCACCGAUGGUCCGAGGCAUGGAUGCUGAAUUCUGGUCGUUGCAAGUCUGUAAUGCCAGACUGGUAGGUGUCAGUGACGAAUGGAUCCAAAAGAUCAAACACAAGGCUACAAAAGAAGGCCGUCAGCCGUCUGUGGUCUAUGUACUCGGUGUCACGGAUAUCUCUACGCCUUCAGGUCAACUAUUAAAAGCGGGAGAUAUCGUCUUGGCUAUUGAUGGUCAAGUACUUUCCAGUAUUUCAGACUUGAGUCAGUUCCAUGAACAAGACACAUUAACUAUUACAUUGUUAAGAGAUGGUAUAGAGCAAGAAAUGCAAGUACCUACCACACAACAUGAUGGCAAAGAAACCACUGAGCUUGUGGGAUGGCAAGGCCUCUUGAUCCAAAAUACGUAUAGAGCAGCUAAAGAACAAGUACGUACACAAGUACCUGAAGGUGUCUAUGUGGCUUCUUGUCUGUUUGGUUCACCUGCUCAAGCUUGUCUUCGCCCUGGUAUUUGGAUUACGCAUGUAGGUUCAUCUUCUGUCAAGACACUGGAUCAAUUCCUUCAGGCUGUCAAUAACAAGACAGUCUAUCAGGCGAAACCUACUCAAUCCAUCAAUACCUCACAUCAGUUACUUUCACUGCCUACACAAGAAGAAAUGGACGAAAACAUGGCUUUCCAAGACGAUGCCACACAUCUCCAAAUCAAGUUUGUCACGGCUGAUAAUUUAACCCAAGUCAAGGCACUUAAACUAGACCAUCAUUAUUGGCCUACAUGGCAUAUCAAAAAGAACGAAAGCUCUCCUCUUGGUUGGGACAUGUCCUUUUUAUCUUAAUAAAAACGU